UUCAAUAAAUGAUUUUAAAGAAUUUCAUUUUUUUUAAGAAUUUCAUUUUUUACUAAAGAAUUUUAUCAAACAGCAAUGCCUACCGUAAAAUUGAAUACCCAUCAACGUACACAUUAUCAAGAUGAUUUGGUUAUUUGUCAAAAAGAUUUUCCCGAUUUUAAAAUCGGUGAUAUUGUUGAAAUAUAUUCGAAUGAAGAGAAUUUUAGCCGAUUAAUUUUACAGAUAACCAAUGUUGAUAAACCGAAAGUAAAUUUCCCUACAAUUACCAUUGAACAAUCAAUUGCACAAACAUUUCAGCUAAGAAUUUUUAGCGAUGUUAUUAUGAAUAUUUUGGAUAAAAAUAUUGUUGCAUUAGAUUCGGUAGAAUUAUUCUUUAAAGAUCAAUACCUGGCUCGAAGUGAUAUGUGGCGUUUGAAAAAACAUAUAACCAAUACAAGUGUUUAUUUGAAUAAGAAAAUUGAAUUCAGUAAUAUUCGUUGUCAAGUAUUUGAAAUGUGGCAUCAUGGUAUACGUUGGGCAAGUGGUUAUAUUAAUGAUGAAACUAAAGUUGUUUUCCGUUCAGCAUCAAGUAUGGUUUAUCUGUUUUUACAAAUGAGCUCAGAAAUGUGGGAUUAUGAUAUUAAUGGUGAUCUAUAUUUUGAAAAAGCUGUUAAAGGUUUUUUAUCCGAUCUUUUUAAUAAAUGGAAGACAUUUAAUUGUAGUCAUGAUGUAACAAUUGUUAUGUUUUCACGAACAUUUUAUCAAGCAAGUGAUAUAAAUGAAUUUCCAGAAUCAAUGCGUGAAUGUUUACAACAAGAUUAUCAAGGAAGAUUUUAUGAAGAUUAUUAUCGUGUUGCUGUACAAAAUGAACGUUUUGAUGAUUGGUCACCAACAUUAAUUUAUUUAAGAGAAUUAUUUAAUUUAUAUGAAGAAGAAGUUAUACAUUAUCAUGAAAAAAGAGGUUUGAAAGGUGUUAAAGCAUAUAAUUCAACAGCAUCACAAGGAAAUUUUCUUGAAGUUCUGAAUAUGUCCCUAAAUGUUUUUGAACGUCAUAAUUUGGAUCGUAGUUUUGAUCGUACUGGACAAUUAUCAGUUGUUAUAUCACCUGGUGUUGGUGUUUAUGAAGUAGAUCUAGACCUGACAAAUAUAACUAAACAAAGAAUUAUUGAUAAUGGUAUUGGUAGUGAUUUGGUUUGUCUGGGUGAACAACCACUUCAUGCUGUACCAUUAUUUAAAUUUAAUUCUCGACAUUCAAACAUGUCAAAUGAUCAAUAUAAUAUGCCACAUUGGAUUAAUCUAAGUUUUUAUUCAUCCAAACAACGAUUUCCAUCAUCGAAUUUUAUUCCACGAAUCAAAAUGCCAAAUAUUUCACCACCAGAACAAGAUAAUAAUUCAAUGAAAAUAAGUCCUUUGGUGAAUAAAAAAUCAUCAAAUCUUAAUCUACCACCAUUUAUUCAUAAUCAUAGAAAUUCGGAAAUUAGUUCUACCAGUGGUGGUAUUGAUUUAACAUCAUGUCAAAAUAUACCAUUCAUUGAUUAUGAUGAAUAUGAUAAUCAAAUAUUUCGUACAUCAAUAACGAAUAAACAUCAACAACAAUCAUCAUCAUCAGUGUUUAUGAUUAAUCAACAUGGUACAUUUCUUCAUCAUAAUCAUCAUCAUCAUCAUGUUCCAAUACAUACCCAACGUAUGAUAAUGUCAUAUAAUCGAAAUUCAACCGAUGGAAAUAGUCUGAUGAUAAUUGAUGAACAACAACGACCAAAACGUCGUCAAUCAGUAGUCGUUCCAUCACGUUCAGCAUAUUCAAAAUUAUCGCUUUCACAAUCACCGAAAAAUAAUGAUAAUGGUGGUGAUAUGAUUGAUAAUAUUGGUGCUGCUGCCAGUAGUAUCGAUGUUUUACAACAACAACGUCCAAAAAAUAAUUCCUUUUCACAUAAUCUUUCAACAUCGGUUGAAAAUAAAUCAAAUAAUGAUGGUUAUUUAAAGAUAAAAUCUAAAGAUGAUAUUAUUGUACAUAAAUUUCGUGAUCAAUUACUUAGUACAAAAGCAUUGAUCAAUCCAUUUGAUCCAUCACAUGUAACAAUCAAAUUGAAUUCCAAUCGUCGCCGUUGGACACAUGUUUUUCCGUUAGGACCUACCGGAAUUUUUAUGCAACAACAUCAUUAUCAAGCAAUACCGAAUCAAAAUAAUCGUAUGAUGAAUAAUACUACCAUUAAUAAUAAUAAUAAUAAUACGGUUAAUGAUGAUAUAAAUAAUAUUCUAUAUGAUUCAAUAGAAUUAUUAUCAAAAGAUAAAAAUUUUAAACGUAAAUCAUUUGAUCAAAUUGAUGGUGGUCAAUCAACAAAAAAUAUUAAUGAUAAAAAUAUUGAUUUGAAAAAAAAUCUAACCAAAUCAAGAUCAAAUGCAUUGAUUGAAUUGGUGGAUAAAAAAUCAACACCAUCAAUAAUUGCAAAUGAAACAACAACAACAACGGAUAUACAUCAAAAACAACGUAGUUUAUUAUUAACUGAUAAUAGUUUAUUAUGGGCAUGGGGUGCAACUGGUGAACAAGAAUGGACACCAGCAAUAACAACUGGUGUUGAUUGGAAAUCAUUAGUAAUGCCAGCUUGUUUACCAAUCACUACGGAUUUUUUACCGGAUAAACGUACAUUAGAACAAGAAUAUGUAACACAUAUUUAUGAUUUAUUGCCGGAAGAACAGGCAAAUGAAUUAUAUCAACAACGUUUUAUGAAAUCUAUUGAUAAUAUUGAUGGUUAUGGUGGUGGUGGUGGUGGAAAUAGUGGCAGUGGUGGAAGUGGAAGUGGUGGAAAUAGUAAUAAUCAUAAAAAAAUGAACAUGUUAACUAUUGAUCAAUUUUAUAAUGAAUUAAUUAAUCAACGUUUACAACAAGGAUUUCAGAUAAUAUUAUUACCUACGAAUGAAAUCCGAUAUACAUUUGCUAGUGAUCGUACUGGUGGUAAUAAAUUUACUUUUAUAUUAAGUAUCGGUAGAAUUUAUCAUGAAUUAGCACAUAAAGAAAAUCGUAUAUCGAUUAUAAAUUAUCAUCCAAGACAUCCAUAUAAAGCAAAUAAUAUCCGAUAUUGUUAUCGUAUACGUACACCUGAUAAUGAAACAUAUGGUGUUAGUUGGGUUGCAUUUACAAGUGAAAAAUUGGAAAAUUAUAAAUGGAAUUAUCUGGAUAAUUAUAUUUGUUUACGUGGUGCAUCAGCUGAAUAUCCGUUGAUUGAAAGUCUAAAAUAUUGGCGUUUUCGUUUGCUAGUAUUACCUACACAACAUUCAAAAACAAAAAAAAUUAUCGAUCGUUAUAUAUCGGGUGAUAAUGAAUUUAAUUGUGAUCUAUAUGAUGUAUUUUCAUUUGAUGAAAAAAUCCAACUACAAAAAGGUUUUAUAAAAUUAUUAAAAGUAAUAAAUGGUGUUAAAUUAAUAAGUACAAAUAAAUCGAUUGAAAAUAAAAAUUGUCAACAACAAUCAUUAUUAACCCGAAGAAAUAGUUCAACAUCGAUACAAACACCACCAACAAGUGCUAAUUCAGGUGAUAAUCCAGAAGCAUCACCAUUAUCGUUGAUUGAUGCACCAAAUUAUCGUCAAAUAAAACAUGAAAAAUUAUCAUCAACAAAUCGUUUAUCCAAUGAUAGUUGUCAAAUGGAUCAAUAUGAUUCGAUACCGGAACAAAUUCCAUCGAAAAAAAUUUCAAUAAAAUCAUUAUCAAAUGAUAUUAUUGAUUUUAUGCAACAACAAUCAAGUAAUCUAUUUUCAAUACGUUUCCGAAAUCUACCUGAAUAUACAUUCAUUAGUUUGGAAGCAAUAGAAUGGGCUGUAAAAAAUAUUGAAAAUAUUUCGAAUGAAACAAUUGCCGAACAAAUGUUUCAAAAUUUUCUAAAUAAUGAUCUUAUUCGUCAUGCAUCAGGUGAUCAAACACAAACAAUAUUUAAACGUGGUUUUCAUCUUUAUUGCUUGAUGACCGAACAGAAUCGACAAUUUUUCUCGAAAAAUCAAAUUGAUCGUGAAUAUUUUGAACGUGCUUGGAUGGAAGUUGGUAUUGUACAACAACAUAAUCCAAAAGAUGUUGAAAAUUCGGCUGCUUCAACUUCGACGACGACUUUUGAAGAAGAACAAUCAAUAAUUUCGAAUCAGACACCAGAAUUUACAUUUAAAAAUUUUCAAAUCGAAUUGGACAGUAAAACUGAUCGUGUUGAAUGGGUUAAUGUUAAAUAUCAUAGUCUUUAUGAUCCAGAACAAGCAUUCGAAAUGAUUAUGGAAUGGAUGUGUGCAACCGGUAAUGCAAUACCGGAAAAAGUUUCACAAUGGAGUCGAACGAAAGGAACAAAUUUACAUAUUGUACCAAUACCAUGGGAUCCAUUUGCAUUACCAUUUUCAAAUCGUUCUGAUCCACUGCGUGGUCCAAUUUAUAUAUCAUUAAAUUUAGAUUGUUUAUUAUGUUUCAAAAUAAUGGAAGAUGAUGGUGGUUUGUUUAAUUUUCAGGAAAAAAUUCUUGUAAAAUUCGGUUUCAUACCAUUUCAUGAUCCAACCACAGAAAAUCAACGUCAAUUUGUACAUGUAUCGGGUAGUAUAUUUGUUAUGAUACCAAGUAAACAAUCGACACAAAAAAAUCCAAAUAAACGUGGUAAAUUCUUACAGGUUUGUUUCGAUGAUUAUUGUAUCGAUCAAGAAAUGGGACACGAAGCAUAUAUCACCCGGCAUUUUAGUGGUAUGCAAUUAAAAGGACAAGAUGCUCAUAUUGAUACUAAAAUUGGAUUUCUUUGGUGUUGGAAUUAUCUAAUAACAAAACGUUGGAAAACAAAUGUAACUGGUGAUGAAAAUUCAAUGCGUAAAAUUAUGCAAGAUUUUCGUGGAUUUUGCCAGAAUAAAGAUAAUCGUUUAGUUGAAUUUUAUAAUAAUGUUUAUCAUCCAAAACCAAUGAAUACUUGAAUAUACGAA
Dermatophagoides pteronyssinus (European house dust mite) is the source of this 4914-nucleotide messenger RNA. It is a transcript of the gene Iml1, whose product is annotated as GATOR complex protein Iml1. Gene Ontology annotation, cellular component: GATOR1 complex; lysosomal membrane. Gene Ontology annotation, biological process: cellular response to amino acid starvation; negative regulation of TORC1 signaling; intracellular signal transduction. Gene Ontology annotation, molecular function: GTPase activator activity. Lineage: Eukaryota; Metazoa; Arthropoda; Arachnida; Sarcoptiformes; Pyroglyphidae. The record is from RefSeq and is a predicted model, not a curated record.